Molecule: messenger RNA, 576 nt
Organism: Chlamydomonas reinhardtii
Lineage: Eukaryota; Viridiplantae; Chlorophyta; Chlorophyceae; Chlamydomonadales; Chlamydomonadaceae
Exons: 1
Coding region: 220-540 (106 amino acids)
Source: RefSeq, a predicted model, not a curated record
AUUUCCCCGCAUAAGAGUGGACGCCACAAGAGUGGACGCCACACCUGAAGCGCGCCAGCUCAGUUUCCAACUACUUGCUGUUCAAUUGCAUUCUUCGCCAUAAUGGCUCGGCUACUCAUCAAGCGCGUGCUUUAAUACUCACACUGCCUACUGGAAGGGUUGACGGGGGUUACCUUGCUGACCAACCCUCGCGGGCUCUUCCCAUCGGCGACAGCUGCCAUGACUGCCUCUGGAGCCGUCGCGCUCGCCGAUUAUGACAUGAUCAUGCGGGGCAUCGGUGCAGGGCACGUCAUUCUGGCAAUCCUUUACUUCAAGCAUGCGACCGCCCGCGCAGAAAAGUCAGCUACUGGCCGACUUGUUGCAGCACUAUUUACAUUGCAGCAUGUGGGUGCUGUGGCGACCAUUCUGGUGGCAAUUUCAGCUGGUGGGGCAAAAGAUUGGGGCGCCACCUCGCUCGCCCUGCACGGGACCUGGGGCUUUGGCAUGCUGCUCACAGAAGGCCUGCAAAAUAUUCUUGCGGGACUGAUAGGGUCUAUCUAGCCCUGGAUGCUAUCUGUCGCGCCAAGUCGAAAUCUA